UGCUGCAAGGUGUGAAAAUAGAACCAGUGGAGUAUCGAGUAGUGCUCAGGUCUUUAUACUUGAAUGACCGCACAUGAAACCUGCGAUGAAAUGAAAGUAACGUACUGGGAGGAUACCCCAUCACAUGACGUUGUUAAACAUUAGCAUCGCCAGUUCAGGUAUGGUCGGAGAUCUGUGGAAACGGCUCCUAUCCCAGGACGACCCCAGUCUGCUGUUGAUGAGGAAACCAUCCAUCAUGUGGAGACUGUUUAGUGUUGGGUCUAUGGAAAAGAUUAUUUAUGACCAUCGGCAUAUGUAAAAGUUGUUUGCCCGAUGGGUUCACCCCUUAUCAGAAGCAAGAACGAGUCCAUUGUUCCAAGCCUUUUUUAGCCAUGUGUCAAGAGAACCUUUUUGACGGACUAAUUACGCAGGAUGAAACUAUGAUCUAGAAACAAGGUCAUGCUCACAGUCAUGAGACCAGCAUGGAGUAGUGAUGAUGGAUUACAAGAGCUCACUACGCUCCACUGCUACAGAUACUGCAGGAGGCUAUCAAAACCAAGAGCCGAGGAAUAUUGCCCAAGGGUAUCCGCCUCCCACAAGAGAGCUGCCACAUCUUUCCUCAUCCUUCUUAUUCUCCUGGAGCGAAAGUUCUCAGACAGUUUUGAGACGAUUCUGAGACUAAAAUUUGAGACUGUCUCAGGCCGGAAACAAACAGGAUCAAUGAAAGUGAAAGGCCCUUUGCUGAAGCGUCGGGGCCGUGACAUCGCCUUCCGCUAACUAUUGUGAUUA
This is a messenger RNA of Penaeus chinensis, 768 nucleotides long. RefSeq lists its product as uncharacterized. Bases 439 to 756 code for a protein of 105 amino acids. Lineage: Eukaryota; Metazoa; Arthropoda; Malacostraca; Decapoda; Penaeidae. The transcript has 2 exons. The record is from RefSeq and is a predicted model, not a curated record.